Anthostomella pinea is the source of this 1134-nucleotide messenger RNA. Lineage: Eukaryota; Fungi; Ascomycota; Sordariomycetes; Xylariales; Xylariaceae. The record is from the annotation of a GenBank genome assembly.
AUGAGCAAGCAGUCAGUCGACGAGCUCGUAAGCUCGCUGAAGGAUCUCUUCCAAACCGGCGCGUACUCAGACUUGCGCAUUGAGUGCGGAGACGACCACCAUGCCGUCCAUCGCGCCGUGGUGUGUCCGCGCUCGCCGCUGUUGAGAAAGCACUUGGAGACUCCAAAUAAGUGGGCAGACGAGGAGGUCACCCAAGACGUCAUCAUCCUCGAAGACGACAACUCCGAGGCCGUCCGUCUGAUGCUGCACUACCUGUAUCAUCUGGACUACCCGCCAACGGAGGAGCAGAUCGACAGCGAGUUCAAGCUCAGGGAGCACGCGGCGACUUGGCCAGCUGAGGCUCAUGACGUUGAUGGGAUGGCCAGCCACCACGGCCACGGCCACGGCCACGGUCAUAACGUUGGCGAGUCUCAGCAUGGCACCACCAAUGGCACCAACGGCACUGGCCUCGGCAUCGCAAACGCCUCUCCCGAAAAUGGAAAUAGGCUCUACACCAAUGUCAGUUCCGCGACUACGACACCAAUGAUGACUACCGAGACAGCCGCCGCGCUGGCCGGGAGCAGCAGGAGCAGCAGGGAAAAGAGAAACAAACACAAAUCAUGCCCCCAACCCCAGGCCUCAACAACAACCCAGCCGCAGCAGUCCCAGCCUCAAUCUUCCGCAAAAGGAGGACAACCCGCACCCACCGGCCCCCUAACAACCCACGCCCAAAUGUACACCCUAGCGACCAAAUAUGGCAUCCCAUCCCUGGCCGCCCUAGCCGCGUCCAAGUUCUCGCGCGCCGUCGCCAGCGCCGCCCACAGCCCCAAAACAUGGGAUUACGACAUCGUCGACUUCGUCGCGGCGGCGACGGAGGUGUACAGAAAGCCAAGCAAGGACAAGGACAGCAAGGACAAGGACCACAAGGAUAAGGACCGCGGCGACGACCGCACGAAGCGCUUUGUUGUGGCAGACAGCACGAUGCGCGAUAUCGUGGUGGAGGCGAUCGCGGCGCGCCCCGAGAUGCUAGCGCUGGCGGAUGUGCAGGAUGGGAUCCGGGGGCUGGAGCUUUCGUUUGAUCUGUUGAUGCAUCAUUUACGGGGGACGGAUGGUGGUCAGGGGGUGGUGAAUGGGACGAACGGGACUCCUGGGUAG